This is a messenger RNA of Impatiens glandulifera, 2611 nucleotides long. Its product is annotated as pentatricopeptide repeat-containing protein At3g09060. Gene Ontology annotation, molecular function: protein binding. The record is from RefSeq and is a predicted model, not a curated record. Bases 6 to 2108 code for a protein of 700 amino acids. The transcript is spliced from 3 exons. Lineage: Eukaryota; Viridiplantae; Streptophyta; Magnoliopsida; Ericales; Balsaminaceae.
GAGUGAUGAAAAGUGCCAAUUUCCAGCUUACUUCCAAUGCCCGAUUCCUGAAUCAUCUCUCUCCCAAGCAACUCCUUCAACUCCUAAAAGCAGAAAAGGAUUCCCGGUCCGCCCUAGACCUAUUCGACUCCAUCUCUCGCCACCAUCCAAAAUACAUAUAUUCCUCCGAUGUCUUCCAUCACAUUCUCCGACGACUCAUCGAGCCAAACCUCGUCUCUCACGUCGCUCGAAUUCUCGAUCUCAUCCGAACCCAAACCUGCAAAUGCUCCGAAGAUGUUGCACUAUCUGUCAUUAAAGCUUACUCAAAGAACUCAAUGCCUGAUCAAGCACUUGAUGUUUUCCAGAAAAUGAAUGAGUUCUUCGGUUGUGAGCCAGGUAUAAGGUCGUAUAAUUGUGUAUUGAAUGCAUUUGUUGUGGGUAAUCGUUUGGAUAAAGCGAAUUUGUUUCUCAGAUAUUAUAGAACUAAAGGGUUGUUGCCGAAUGUGGAAACUUAUAAUGUUUUAAUUAAGAUUUCUUGUAAGAAGAAGCAAUUUGAUGAGGCGGAGGAGUUGUUAAAAAGGAUGUGGAUUGAUGGUCUUAAUCCUGAUGUUCUUAGUUAUAGUACUUUGGUUAAUGGUUUAGUGAAAAAUGGGAGAAUAUUGAAGGCAUUGAAGGUGUUUGAUGAAAUGCUUGAAAAAGGGGUUGCUCCUGAUAUUGUGUGUUAUAAUAUAUUAAUUGAUGGGUGUCUUAAGUGUGGUGAUUAUACUCAGGCUGAGGAUGUUUGGAAGAGGUUGAUACGCGAUCCAUCUUUAUGUCCAAAUGUUGUCACGUAUAAUAUUAUGAUUAGUGGUUUAUGUAAGUGUAAAAAGUAUGACGAAAGUUUGGAGUUUUGGGAGCGUAUGAAGAGAAACGAUGUGCAGCUUGAUCUGCUUACUUAUAGUAGUUUGAUACAUGGAUUAUGUGAGUAUGGAAACAUUGAUGGAGCUUCGAGAGUGUAUAAGGAGAUGAUUGAUAACGGGUGUUGUCCUGACGUGGUGGUGUACAAUACACUGCUUAAUGGGUAUUGUCAAGCUGGGAAGUUGAGUGAUUGUUUUGAGUUGUGGGAGUUAAUGGAUAGGAAAGGUUGUCGAAAUCUUAUUAGCUUCAAUAUAUUCAUAAGAGGAUUGUUUGAUAAUGGAAAAGUGGAAGAAGCAAUUUCUGUAUGGAAAGACUUACUGCUUCAAAAAGGUUUUGUUCCAGAUUCCAUGACUUAUGCGGUUUUAGUAAAUGGUUUUUGUAAGAAUGGCUAUUUAAGUAGGGUUUUAUGUUUCUUAGAGGAGACAACUAAAGAUAAAGGAGACAUACUAAAUGCUUCUGCAUAUUCCUCCAUUAUCAAAGCUUUAUGUCAAGAAGGAAAGUUAUAUGAAGCAGUUAUUAUGCUGGGAAAAAUGAAUAAGCCUGAUUCCCAUGUCUACAAUGCACUAAUCAAUGGUUUUGUACGAGCUUCAAAGCUCAAAGAUGCAAUUGCUAUUUUCAAACAAAUGACUGCUUCUGAUUCCCCCCCAACAACGGUUACCUACAACAUCCUCAUAAAUGGGUUUUGUAAAAAAGAGAGAUUUGAUGAAGCAUAUCAUUUUGUGAAGGAGAUGCUGGAGAAGGGACUGAAAGCCGACAUGAUUACAUAUAGCUUACUGAUGAAUGGUCUCUUUGCAAAUAAGAAACUGGACAUGGCGUUAAACUUGUGGGUUCAUGUCAUCAGCACGGGGAUAAAGCCUGAUGUGAAAAUGUAUAAUAUAUUGAUUCAUGGGCUAUGUUCAAAUGGGAAAGUGGAAAAUGCAUUGUGUUUGUAUUUUAAAAUGGGAAGGAGUAGUUGUCCUCCAAAUCUUGUGACUCAUAAUACAGUGAUGGAGGGGCUCUAUAAAUUGGGAGAUUGUCAAAAGGCUUUGAUUAUUUGGUCACGCAUUUUGGAACAGGGGCUACAACCGGAUAUUAUCUCGUAUAAUAUUUCUCUAAAGGGGCUUUGCUCGUUUAAUAGAAUAUCAGAAGCCCUUAUGUUCUUGGAUGAUGCUUUAACAAGGGAAAUUUCUCCUAGUGUUGUUACAUGGAACAUACUUGUCAGGGCAGUAACUUGUAAGACUUUACAAAACUAGGUUUAAAUUCUGUUGGUUACAAUUUAUCAAGCCUCGGAAGAUUCAAUGUGAAUCUUUUGAGUAAGAGAAGUUGGAUCAUCGGUUCAUUGAACUGAAAGAAUCAGUUUUCAAGAUCAUUGCACGAGCAUCAGUUCAUUAGAUUUGUUUGACCUCCGACUAUCAUGCAGGAAUGAAAUUGGCUCAGUAAAGAUGGAUAAGAACUUUGGGCCGCGAGACUGGAGGACCUUAUCUCUCGGGAUUGUUCUUGCGCCUUCGAAUUAAGGCGUCGUUUAUGAAUGGGUUUGGAAGAUACAAAGAUUGCUGACAUUUCAAAGCCUUUUUACGAAGGAAAUGGUACAGUCUAGUCCUUCAAAUGUCGAUAAUUGAACACGCACUCGCCCCCUCACAACCUAAUGCUCCCAUGUGGUUUUAAUUUUUUUGUCGAAAUCUAAGGCUGUUGUAGAUGUUCAGCAGGUCCUAAUGGAUAACUUUAGUGAUGUUGGCAAUUACAAAUUUGACAAAAA